UCGUAUCGUGAAAAGUUACGCUCGUCAAAAAUAAUUCAAAAAUGCGUGGAAAAACGCCAAAAUAAUUCGUCAAACCGCGUAAAAAGUGCAUCUGAAUAUCACGGCACUCGCGUAACACAAGAAAAUUGCCGUUCGCGAGUGUAUUUAUCCGGAAAAAUUGGAAAAAUCAUCUCUUGCAUUUGGAUACACAGCAAAAAAAGCUAUAUACAUAAAAUAAUAUAUAUAAAAAUUUUUAUUAUAUAUAAAGUGAAACUUUUCAGCCAUAUACAAAAAUUCAUUAAUGGCAUUUUCCCUUUUACAAUAUUUUUUAUUUAUUUAAUUAAUUUCUCUGAAGUCCGAAAUAAAUAAGAAAAAAAUAUUUAAAAAAAAUCUCCUGUGCCGAGUGAAAUCAAGAGAAAAGGAAAGUAAGCAAAUAGUAAAAGGAAAGCUGAAAAAAAUAAAUGAAAGUGAAAAAUAAAUGAAAAUUUCAAACGUAACGCGAGAAGAAAGAAGAAGCGAAAGAAGAGGAGGCGAUACAAAUUUAUGCCUACAAGUGUAUAAUAAAAAAAAAAUAAUUAAUAUAAAAAAAUAUAUGAUGGAAUGACGUGCGUUCAUUAAAAAUACAUGAAAAAAGUGUCGUUAUUGGAAAAUACAAAUAAAUAAAAAUUUUAAAUUGAAAAAAUAAUUAAAAAUAAACAAAGCGAUAUUUAUUUGGAUUAACCGCGCGCCGCACAUCGCUCGAAGCCGACAAAUAGAAGAGACACGCAAAAAUGGAAGCAGAAGAAUUAGUUGAACAAAUUAAUGACUUCCUGCCAUUGUUACCGGAAAAUAUAAAGCAGGAAUUGCUGGACGCCAACGACAAAGGAAAUACUCUGUGUGACAGUGCGGAGAAUAAGGAAGACGAAACAAACACAACCAACAGCGAGACACCUACCAUUCCAACGAAAUGCGUUUGGUGCUCCCAAGUACUCGGCACUGCCGACAAACCCAAGUUACUCGAAUGCUUACAUGUCGCCUGCGAUGCCUGCCUCAAGCAAAAAUUCUCCGAUUGCCAGCAAAAUUCCUUCAUCAUUUGUCCCGUGUGCAAACUGGAGAAUCGCUACAAUCUCAUCAUCGACAACCAAUUUCUUAUCGAACAAAGCAAUAUUAAUGACGAGAGUCAGGGGAAUGUCGAAUCGACAAAGGAUAUCAUCAAGUGCAGCAGUUGCGCGGAAGAUGCGAAUGCGACGUCGUGGUGCGUCGAAUGCUCCGAGUUCAUUUGCGAUAGUUGCGUUCAGGCCCAUCAACGUCUCAAAAUCACAAAAGAUCACACAAUAAAACCAAAGGAAGCUGCUGUCACAGACACACAAAAGGCAGCUAGCGGCGGCAAAAGCAUAUUAUGUCACGUGCACACGCAGGAAAAACUUUCUCUUUACUGCGAAACAUGUGAUCGCCUAACGUGUCGUGACUGUCAAUUGGUCGAUCAUCGUGAUCACAAAUACAAAUUCGCCGAUGAAAUUGCCGCCGAAACACGUAACCAAUUGACAGCUCUUCUCAGCGAAAUCAGCUACAAAAAAGUAUUACUCUCGAGCGCGAUGAAAGUAAUUGACGAUCGGCAGGCGUUAAUUAGCGAAAAGAAGAAAGAAUUGUCGAAGGAGAUAACCGACCUCGUUGUCAAAUUAACGCAUGCCGUGAAUUCGCGAGGCAAGCAACUCGUCUAUCGCCUCAACCAAGUUUGCGACACGAAGCUCCAAGUGUUGAACGAGAAAAAAGACGCACUGCAAAUGCUCUCCGGGCACACAGAUCACUGCAUCGAAUUCGUCACACAAGCGCUGGAUAAGGGCAGUGACAGCGCUGUUUUGUUUAGCAAGAAAACUCUCGCGACACAUUUGCAAAAAGUCAAGUGCCAAAGAGCGGAUAUUCCUAAUCCCGAGAUACCUGUGCGCGUUCAGCUGCAUUUGUCGAACGUCAACGAGUUGCUGAGCGUAAUUGGGCGCGUCGGAACAAUUCUUGUCGAUGGAAAAGUUUAUCCGCCGCCUCAGCCUGUGCCAAAUAAUGCACCGAUUACGCCGCAACAGGCACGACAAAUGAAACAACCGAGUCCGAAUAUUACGCCGCCAUUGAGCGGCAGAGGCGGAAGCGGACCAAUGAGUUGCCAAAUGCCUCAAGGACCGAAUUCGGGUUUUAAUAAUAUGCCGAAUAUGUUUAAUCAUCCGAGCAAUACGGGAGGUAUGACACCGCCGAUGCCUCCAAAUAUCACAAUGGGAAGAAGUUACUCGCAAGAUGGACCAACAGGUGUUCCGCCAGGUCCAGGAGGAAGAUUUCCCCCGAUGGGACCUCCGCAUGGCGUGCCAGGGAACUCGCAUGUUGCUCCGCAUGUCAGUUCUUCGACGCAUCCUCAUAAUAUGGACAUGAACUUACGAGGACUCCUGAACACUCAUGGUCAACCCGGAAGCCAAGGAAUGAUGGGAAAUCACGGCAUGAAUCCAUAUGGCGGCGUUCAAAACAGAAAUAUGCAAAACAUGGGUCGUGGAUACAUGAAUGGCCCAAAUGGAAUGCAAAAUAUGAAUCAAAAUCAAGGACCUAACGGAAAUAUGAUGCGAAAUGGAUCUGCGGGAUUUGGUCCGAAUUUUAAUCGAUUCAUGACGCCACAGAUGCGAAAUAUGAUGCAAAAUAAUCAAAUGCGCUUCCCCGGGCAACCAGGAAAUUUUAACCAAAGCGGGCAAAUCAGCCCGCUUCAUUUGGCAGCACAACAACAGCAAAGUCCCACAGUACCUCCGCAGCAACAAUCAAGUUCAAAACAUGGCAGCAGUUCAGGCGGAGCAGGCGCAAGUUGGCAUAUUCCGCAAGCAGGACAGUCACAAAAUGGAUUUAAUAAUUCAAGUAGCAGCGGAUCAAGCGGACCAGAUCCGUUCGUGAAAAUUCCCCUAAAAUCUCUCGAAACGAUUAAGCAAAAUCUCAUGGCGAACGGACAAAUUGUCAUCACGCCAACGACAAACAACUCCAGUAGUAGCCAACAAUCGACAAAUAAUCAAUCAAACUCGAACAGUAUCAGUGUGACAUCAACUAAUCCAAAGACGCCGAGUCCGAGCACUAAUGAGAAUUCUCAAAGUUUUGCUGAGUCAAUCGAUCGUGCAUGUGAAGAUUCAGUCAAUGACUUGAUGGCGACAAUUGCUAAACUCGAUUCGAAUGGCGUUCAAGUUCUUCCAGAAGGCAGAGGAAAGACAACGUCGCCACAAGUUCACAGUUCAACAGAUCCAAAUACCGCAGUUAUCGAUGACAAAAACAAUCAAAAAGACGACCCAAAUGAAGAUUGGUGCGCUGUUUGCAUGGAUGGCGGAGAGCUUAUGUGCUGCGAUAAAUGUCCCAAAGUAUUCCAUCAAAGUUGUCACAUCCCGUCGAUCAGUUCGUUGCCAGAUGAGACAGAAACUUGGCAAUGUUUGCUUUGUUACAACUUUGCCGAUAUGCAGCCAGAACCAGCAGGCGAAAAACGUUCAUCCGGAUUGUCAGCAUCAGAGUUGAAAAUCCUCCAAAGGAUCGUUCUUGAGCUCUUCUGUCAAUACGAAUGGAGCAUGCCAUUCAGAACUCUCGAACCAGACACCAAUACAGCUUAUUAUGAAAUCGUAUGCAAUCCAAUCUCAUUGUCACAAAUUAAAGAUAAGCUCGAUUCAUCACACCAAUCGUAUUACAAAGAAAUUCCAGCGUUUAUUGCCGACGUGAAGAAACUUUUUAAUAACGCCUAUUUGUUCUAUCAGGAGGAUUCCAAAAUUUUCCAAUGCGCACGAAGCUUGGAGCGCUUUUUCGAACAACAACUUGCCAAAUGGCUCCCGAAAUAUCAAGACACCGAGCGUUUCGGCGACGAAUUGAUCGUGAAUCCCACAAAACGACUUCGAACCAUUGAAUAAAUAUUAUUCAACAACUUACUUUUUUUUAUUAUUAUUAAUUUAACUUUUAAGGUUCCUUAAAAAAAAAAUAUUUUUAAACAUUUUUUUUUGUAAAUUCGAACGAAUAUCAGUAU
Messenger RNA from Culicoides brevitarsis, 3976 nucleotides. RefSeq names its product transcription intermediary factor 1-alpha (gene bon). NCBI's taxonomy places the organism in Eukaryota, Metazoa, Arthropoda, Insecta, Diptera, Ceratopogonidae. Gene Ontology annotation, molecular function: zinc ion binding; protein binding; ubiquitin protein ligase activity. Bases 750 to 3863 code for a protein of 1037 amino acids. Gene Ontology annotation, biological process: chromatin organization. The record is from RefSeq and is a predicted model, not a curated record. The transcript has 13 exons.